AUGUCAGCCUCCAGUGGGUCGUACGUAGCGGGCGCGGACAUCAUCGAUCUCGACCGCUACAUGCGUGCCUCCAUCAGGCCUUCGCGACAUGGACGCGCCUACACUCGCGAGAUGCUCGUGGUGGACGCAGGCGGCGCAGAUCGCGUGCCGAUGGAGGCCAGCUCCAACAGUGAGGCGACCGCGGGCUCGCGCGCGCAUCACAAGCGCUUCUCACACGACUCCGGCCUGUCGGACGAGACUUACUUGGGGAGGAGGCACAAGUUGUAUAGACGCACCAGUGAGAACAAAUGCCACAGGAAGAGUCGCAAUGUCGCGUCCAUCUCCUCAACCCGAGAGUUCCGGGCCGCGUACGAGAAAGUGUUACGAGACCAACAGGAACAGAUCGCUCGUGUUGCUGAAAUUUGUGAGAGACUUGUGCAACCACAAAUAGAACAUUGUCCCCAAACUGUCACCAACGGAUCGAAUGGAAUCAAUAAUUCUCCACAAAUAUCCCAAAACAUGGGCCAAAGUUUAAAUCAUGAAGAGAAUGUUAAUAAAAUUGGAAAUUUAGAUUGUAACGUGAAUCAGAAUAGUGAUAAACAAAAUUUUGGUCAAAAUGUUACGCAAAAGAUCAAACGUCGAGCGGCGACGCCUGACUCGAGUGAUGUAACUUCCAGUAGCGGCAGUUCGAGGGAUAUUAGAAGGAAGUAUAAGCAUCGGAGUGAAUCCUGCAAGACCUACAAUCUAAUAAUGGAUAAGCUAGAUGAACUGAGCCACAUGUUCGCGACGCGGCGCGUGCCCGCCUCUUCCGGUUCCGUGUCGAUGUGCAACAAGCUAGUGGCCACUGAGGAUGUGAGGCACAGCAACACACCCGUGAUUCAGGUAAUGCAUUCAAGCAGGGUAAGCGACCGCGCUCGAUCUGAAGGCAGGUGUUCUAACAAGAGACAGUUGGCAGUGACGUGCGCGCCAGUUGUAGACAUCUCGCCCGGGGAGAGGAACAAUGUCGUGGAAAGCAUAGUGGAGCAUUGGAGCGACUCAGCGAGUGGCGCCGCGGCAGGCGUAUUCGACUUCGACGACCCUCUACAUUUAUAUGCCCAAGCUAAACGUCUCCAAGCCACCCACGCGAGCGCGCGACGCACGAGUAAUGAUAGACUGCGCAACUUCCAAGACAAGUUCGGAGACCAGCUCGACGACAAAUUCAACGACAUGUUGGGCAACAAGUUGGACAGCUCUCUGUGCGCGCUGUGCCGCGGAUACUGGCGGAGCGUGCGGACAUAUCUAAAGCAACAGCUAUUUGGGACGUGCUCU
Molecule: messenger RNA, 1287 nt
Organism: Brenthis ino (lesser marbled fritillary)
Lineage: Eukaryota; Metazoa; Arthropoda; Insecta; Lepidoptera; Nymphalidae
Source: the annotation of a GenBank genome assembly